CUUAGAACACGUAGUGCAUUGCUGUCAUUUCCGAGAUGAGCGCCUCCAAGGAGGGCAAGGACAAGAAGGUCAAGAUACUGGGCGUGGAGAACAUUUCACCGCCCAAGGAUAAACAGCGUCCUGCCACCAGGAUGAAGCUCUUGAACGACGUAGGAGCAGGAGGAGAUCCAGAGACUAGCCCCACUACCAGCUCAUCGAAAACUCCCCCGAGUAAGCAGGAAAAACGUGGAAGUGUCACCGGAUCCCGCAUCAAAAUACUCAACGAUGAAAUACUAGCCAAUCCGAAGGGGGAGAAGAGAGGCGCCCCCAAGACUCCAACUCCAACCUCCUCCACCGUGAAGAUUCUCAAUGAGAAGAGGAUUCCCAGCGCCACCGUAACAGCUCUGGAAACAGCAAAGAUCAAGACAUCGCCAAACAAGCGAAAGAAGAUGGAGCACUAUGUACUCCAGGCUGUGAAAACGGAAAACAGCAAGGCAGACACCACGGUAACCGUGGCAACCGAAGAAGAUGAGGAGACCAUUGCCUAUAUUCUAGCAGAUGAUGAGGAAGUGGUGCCUGGUAGGAUUGAGGAUACCAAUGGCCAGGAGAUCGUUGUCACCGAGGAAGAGGACGACGACAAGGAAGAGGGCGACGAGGAUGGAGACGGCGAGGGUAAUUCCAGCCAUGGCACAAAGAUCAAGGAGAUCGUUGAGCACGUUUGCGGCAAGUGCUACAAGACCUUCCGCCGCGUUCAAAGUCUAAAGAAACAUCUGGAGUUCUGUCGCUACGACAGCGGCUAUCAUCUGCGCAAGGCCGACAUGCUCAAGAAUCUGGAGAAGAUCGAGAAGGAUGCCGUGGUGAUGGAGAAGAAGGACAUUUGCUUCUGCUGCAGCGAAAGUUACGACACCUUUCAUCUUGGCCACAUCAACUGUCCCGACUGUCCCAAAUCGUUUAAGACACAGACCAGCUACGAGCGUCACAUCUUCAUCACCCACUCCGAGUUCAGCGACUUUCCUUGCUCCAUCUGCAACGCCAAUCUCCGCAGUGAGGCCUUGUUAGCGCUCCACGAGGAACAGCACAAGUCCCGUGGCAAGCCGUAUGCCUGCAAGAUCUGCGGCAAGGACUUCACGCGCUCCUACCACUUGAAGCGGCACCAAAAGUACUCAUCAUGUUCGUCGAACGAGACUGAUACCAUGAGCUGCAAGGUGUGUGAUCGCGUCUUCUAUCGCCUGGACAACCUGCGAUCCCACCUAAAACAGCAUUUGGGCACACAGGUGGUAAAAAAGCCGGAGUACAUGUGUCACACAUGCAAGAACUGUUUCUACAGUCUGUCAACGCUUAACAUCCACAUACGCACCCACACCGGAGAGAAACCCUUUGAUUGUGAUCUUUGCGACAAGAAGUUCUCCGCUUUGGUGGCCCUUAAAAAGCAUCGACGCUAUCACACUGGCGAGAAACCCUACAGUUGCACUGUGUGCAAUCAAGCCUUUGCCGUCAAGGAAGUGCUCAAUCGUCACAUGAAGCGUCACACUGGUGAGCGACCACACAAGUGUGAGGAGUGUGGCAAGAGUUUCAUCCAGGCCACUCAGCUGCGCACCCAUUCCAAGACCCAUAUUCGCCCCUUUGCCUGCGAUCAGUGCGAGGAAAAGUUCAAAACUGAGAAGCAACUUGAGCGCCAUGUGAAGAGUCACUCGCGCACAAAACGCCCCGUCUUCUCCUGCACCGAAUGCAAAGCUAGCUUCCGCACCACAGCACUGCUCAAGGAGCACAUGGACGAGGGCAAACACACCCCAAAACAACAACGGACCACCAAGCGAUCUGCCAUCAAAAUUAUGGAGCGAACGGAUUGCGCCAUUUGCGAUAAGAACUUUGAUAGCAGCGAAACCCUGCGCCGGCACAUUCGCACAGUGCACGAGUGCGAUCCAGAUGAUAUUUUCGGCGUUGAGCCUCAGCCAUCAAAGCGUGCAAAGAAGGCAAAACACUCUGAAAUUGAUGUGGAUGAGGUUGUACCGGUGGCACUGAACACUUCAGCGGGCUCCUUGAUUUCCAGCCAAACUGAUGACAAUGGGGUUGUAGUGCGGGAGUUCCUGGUUGACGAGGGUGAUGGCACUGCCCAAACCAUUACAUUGGAAAACGAAACUUACACAAUUCUGCCCUUGGACGGGGCCAUCGAGGGAGAGCAGCUGACGGAUGAAGCUCCUGUGAAGCCUGAGGGCAAAAAGGACGAGGCACAAGUCUCACCGGCGGAAAAAGAGCAGCGCAAGUGCCUGGCCGCCAGCUUGGCUGCUGCCAUCGCUGAUAAUCUGGAUGAAACACUAAGCGAUGAUGAGGUCAGCGGCGAAAUUCUUACUGAAGAGGAUCUAAAGCUUAAAGCGAACGUCGGCAAACUCAUAGACAUGCUGGUAGAUCCUCCUAUUCUAAAGAAAUACGGCUGGCCCAAUGCCCCCGAGGAAAUGGUGCUCUGCAAAGUGAUCGAGAACUGUGGCCACGACUUGACCAAAGGUGGCGAGAACUACGCUGAACUGGACUAUGGCAGCCGCAUGCGAGAAUAUUGCAAACUGCUCUUCACCGUGGUUAUUCACAACGAUUCGAUCAAGUCACUGCUCAACAAUUUCCCCAUCGACGAUGUCAUCGAGUAUGUACUGGGAGACGAGGAACAGGAAGAUGGUUUGGGCAAGGAUAAAGAUGUCGAGGAUAAGUCAACUGCAGGGGAUGAAGAACCAGAGACAAUCACAGGUGAUGCUGAAAAGAAGGAUGUACCAGCGGAAGCUGAAAAAAAUACAGUCUCAGCGGAAACUAAAGAAAAGACGGUUACAGAAGAAAAGAAAAAAACAAACCAAACGGAAACCGAAAAAGAAAAAGUUUGAUUUUUCAGCAUUCAAUGCAUUGUUUAAUAUGCAUGGUUUUAUCGCACAAAUUAUUCAAAUCUAGAAUUCGACAGUGAAGAUGUUUAAAAAAUAUUUUAAGGCUCGUUUUGAUUUUUUUAAGAUGACUAGUUUUAAAAAGAGCGUGGGGUUUCGGUUCAAACACCAAGUGACCUUAGAAAAGAAACUUACCGUCUGUUGUUAAAUUCUUCCAUUUAUUACCCAGAACUGUUUACAAAUUAACAAAUUACCCAAAAAGAAUGAAACCAACGUAUUGCAUAUCAAAGAUAUUUUGAUAUUAUUAUAUAAAUUUUAUAUAUAUAUUGAAUUGAAAAGUGUACCCAAGCAAUACAUGCAUGGCUAUUUUAUAGAACUCUUAUUAAAUAUAAAAACAUCACGUUUACUGUUCCAUCAUCAACUU
This is a messenger RNA of Drosophila suzukii, 3264 nucleotides long. Lineage: Eukaryota; Metazoa; Arthropoda; Insecta; Diptera; Drosophilidae. The record is from RefSeq and is a predicted model, not a curated record.